This is a messenger RNA of Aspergillus campestris IBT 28561, 1149 nucleotides long. RefSeq names its product putative mitochondrial phosphate transporter Pic2. Gene Ontology annotation, biological process: mitochondrial phosphate ion transmembrane transport. Gene Ontology annotation, cellular component: mitochondrial inner membrane. The transcript has 5 exons. The record is from RefSeq and is a predicted model, not a curated record. Bases 149 to 1078 code for a protein of 309 amino acids. Gene Ontology annotation, molecular function: phosphate transmembrane transporter activity. NCBI's taxonomy places the organism in Eukaryota, Fungi, Ascomycota, Eurotiomycetes, Eurotiales, Aspergillaceae.
CUCUUUUCGCUUCAUACAUACAACACUUGCUGCUUUUGUAUAGACUAUUCUUAUUGCCGGCUAGACUUGCGCUCUCAUAGUCAACACAUCGGCUUAAUCAAUUGUUUGAAGCAUCUUGUCGAGAUUUUGUUAGAUAUUCUCUCAGAUAAUGGCACCCCCCGCGCAGGAGCGGAAGCUCCCCUUUGGGAAGAUCGAGCCCAAUUCCGCGAAGUACUUUGCUAGCUGUACGCUUGGUGGGAUUAUCGCUUGUGGACCGACACACACAUCAGUCACCCCCCUCGACCUCGUCAAAUGCCGCCGCCAAGUCGACCCCAAAAUCUACACCUCCAACCUCUCCGCAUGGCGCUCCAUCUUCGCCAAAGAAGGCCUCCGCGGCGUCUUCUUCGGCUGGACCCCCACCUUCGUGGGCUACUCCUUCCAAGGCGCCGGCAAGUACGGCUUCUACGAGUACUUCAAGUACCUCUACGGCGAGCAGCUCUUCCCUCACACGAACCGCACGCUCGUCUUCCUCGGCGCGAGCGCCUCCGCCGAGUUCUUCGCCGACAUGGCCCUCUGCCCCUUCGAGGCUGUCAAGGUCCGCAUGCAGACGACCCUGCCGCCCUACGCGGGCACCCUGCGCGAGGGCUGGCGGAAGGUUGCGGCUAAGGAGGGACUGGCGGGUCUCUAUAAGGGGAUUGCGCCGUUGUGGGCGCGUCAGAUCCCGUACACGAUGACGAAGUUCGCGACGUUUGAGGAGACCGUUAGUGGGCUUUAUUGGACGCUGGGGAGGCCGAAGGAGAGCUUUGGGAUGCUGCCGCAGACGGGGGUGAGCUUCUUGGGGGGCUAUAUUGCGGGCAUCUUUUGUGCGGUUGUUAGCCAUCCGGCUGAUGUUAUGGUUAGUAAGUUGAAUGCUGAUCGAAAGGCUGGGGAGUCGGCCUCGACGGCGGUGUCGCGGAUCUACCGUAACAUCGGUUUCGCAGGGCUGUGGAACGGCCUUCCUGUUCGUAUUGUGAUGCUGGGUACAUUGACUGGGUUCCAGUGGUUGAUCUAUGAUUCGUUCAAGGUGUUCCUGGGUCUUCCCACCACCGGUGGGCAUUAGGUGUUGGCGUGGCCUUUGUUUUGAAUAUAUUCGGAGUAGUGUUGCUUUAUAAUUAGCGAAUGAGAUUAUAA